Molecule: messenger RNA, 2588 nt
Organism: Anopheles funestus (African malaria mosquito)
Lineage: Eukaryota; Metazoa; Arthropoda; Insecta; Diptera; Culicidae
Gene: JhI-21
Product: Y+L amino acid transporter 2
Exons: 6
Coding region: 527-2059 (510 amino acids)
Biological process (GO): amino acid transmembrane transport
Cellular component (GO): membrane
Molecular function (GO): L-amino acid transmembrane transporter activity
Source: RefSeq, a predicted model, not a curated record
AAUCUAGAUUUGUGUUUCUAAAAGAUUAAAAUAUCAAACGAUCAAGAACAUGGCAAAGAGAAACAGCCCAUGUUUAUGUAUUACACGUUGUACGCGUUCCGAAAUGAAAGAAUUCUUCGAGAGCGGAAGAGCGUUGAUUUGUUUAUAAUACAACCAGCUUUUUAUUAUUGUGCGUACAAAGCGGUGGCGGUAGCGGUACUAUACGCACACCGUACGAGCUUAGUGCGUGGAGUUGUGUUAGUUAGAUGGAAGACGUGGGAGUGAGCGAGCAUGUGCUGUAGGCCGGCGUCAUUCCAACGUGCAAGUAGAUACAAAAUUUGCGUCAUUCUCUGAUUACCAGUACAGCGUGAUUCGGCGCGCAACAGCAUUACUGCGUGGUGGUGAAGCGAAAAAGGGCAUCAAACAUAGCAACCGCAGCAGUGAAUAAUUUGAAACGGCAAAGAACAAUUUCCGGAUUGAGUGAUAUAUUGUCAUGAAUAAGUGAAAAAUAUCCAUUUGAAAGCUCUACAGCAUCGGAAUAAAAACAAUGACUGCUAAAAACACUGCCCCACAGGCUUCGGAAGCAGUGGCAGCCAUCGGCAACAACGAGGGAUGUGAUAAAGUUGUGCUGAAACGCAAAAUCACACUAAUCAAUGGAGUUGGCAUUAUCGUGGGAACAAUUAUCGGCUCUGGUAUCUUCAUAUCGCCUACUGGAGUAUUUGUGUUUACCAGGUCAGUUGGUUCGUCCCUGGUCAUCUGGACGCUGAGCGGAAUCCUGUCGACAUUAGGUGCCCUUUGCUAUGCAGAACUCGGUACAUGCAUCACGCGCUCCGGUGGAGACUACGCGUAUCUGCUGGUCGCUUUCGGGCCACUUGUUGGAUUUCUACGUCUCUGGAUGGCACUGCUUAUUAUACGCCCAACUACACAGGCAAUCGUCGCAUUAACUUUUGCACAAUACGCGGUCAGACCGUUUUUCGAAGAUUGUGAAGCACCGGAAAAUGCGGUACGACUCCUAGCGGCUGUAUGUCUUUGCUUCCUAACGGCCAUCAACUGCAUUUCAACUAAAUGGGCAAUGAAAAUACAGGAUGUAUUUACCAUCGCCAAACUAACUGCCCUGGUGUCCAUCAUUCUGGCCGGCAUGUACUUUAUGGCAACGGAGUCACUCGAUAACUUUCAGAAUCCCUGGGAGGGAGAUUAUGCACUAUCCAGCCUUGCUUACGCUUUCUACUCCGGGCUGUUCGCCUUUGGUGGAUGGAACUAUCUGAACUUUGUUACGGAGGAGCUAGAAAAUCCGUACAAAAACCUUCCGCGUGCUAUAUGGAUCGCAAUGCCCAUGGUCACCGGUAUUUACGUUUUCGUCAACAUGGCAUACUUUGCGGUGGUAUCGAGACAAGAAAUGCUGGCCUCGAUUGCCGUGGCCGUUUCGUUCGGCAAUCGUAUGUUUGGUUCUGUCGCCUGGUUGAUACCGAUCUUCGUCGCUCUCAGUACCUUUGGUGGAGUUAACGGUAUUUUGUUCACUUCGGCUCGCCUGUUCUCGACCGGCGCCCAGGAAGGACAUUUGCCUGCUUGGUUUUCGCUUGUUCAUGUUGACCGACAAACACCAAUACCGGCUCUAAUAUUCACCUGCAUCACUUCCAUCAUAAUGCUGCUAUCGGCCGACGUAUUUGUACUCAUCAACUAUUUCAGUCAAAUCCUUUGGCUUUCCGUUGCUGCCAGUAUAGCCGGCUUGUUGUGGCUGAGAAUUUCAAAACCCAACAUGCCAAGACCGAUUAAGGUAAAUUUGGCCCUGCCAAUAAUAUUCCUCAUUUGCUGUUUGGGAUUGGUGUUGUUACCAUCGUUUACCGAACCAUUCAAUCUGCUUGUUGGACUUGCAAUAACCUUAUCCGGUGUUCCUGUGUACUACGUCUGCAUCGUAUGGCGUAGCAACAAACAAACGAAAAACGUGAUCAUGCAUUGGAUUGAGCGUGGCUGCCAAAUACUGUUUAAUGCAGCCUUUGUCGACUGUCAUCACGAUCGAAAACGGGAACGAGAAUUUUCCGAAAUGCAAACGAGCAUCGAAGACAAAAGCGUUAGUCACUAAGCUACUACUAGGUAAUUUAGCGCUGAGUACCAUUACACUUACACAUGACCUUCCGCUGCAAAAAGAAUUUAAUCGCCAAACGAAUAUCGAAAAACAGAACGAUUCUAAGACUGCUUCCAGCGGUAGUGCCAACAGAAUGAAGAAUGAAGAAAUCAUGUUUCUUCGAAAUUUUACUUAAGAAAAGUGGUACAUGGUAGAAUCCACAUUUGGGAUGUUCAUUUUUCUACUAAAAUCUUUUAAUGAGAAUCUCUAAGAUUGAUUUCAGUGCUUUAAAAUGAAACGAAGAUAGAACAGCAAGACCAUACUAAUGGAAAUCUUCAGGUUUUUUCUUUAAAUAGUAGGGCGCAACAGAUGUACAGAGUGUACAUUAUCUUAAAAUAUAAAACAACAAAACUCGUAAACAAAACAAUACACGGUGUAUCUGCGACGAAGUAGUUUCUGCUGAAGGUUUACUCUACGAUCUUUGCUUAUAUCGAUGUACUUAAAGGAGUUAAGAUAAAUAAUAAAUAAAUAUGCAUCGUUGUUUGAA